Molecule: messenger RNA, 3059 nt
Organism: Homalodisca vitripennis (glassy-winged sharpshooter)
Lineage: Eukaryota; Metazoa; Arthropoda; Insecta; Hemiptera; Cicadellidae
Product: CTD small phosphatase-like protein 2
Exons: 11
Coding region: 216-1508 (430 amino acids)
Molecular function (GO): phosphoprotein phosphatase activity
Source: RefSeq, a predicted model, not a curated record
AGUGCUCGGCUCCUAAGGUCAAUCCAUCAACAUGGUGCUCUCUCUGUCUGUGUUUUGUAUGUGUUUUACCAUGAGGAAUAUUAUUUGACUUGGCCGUGAGAUCCUCUGUCUCUCUCGCUCCCCCGACUGCCAAUUUUCAGAAAAUAUGUUAGUUGACUAAGGAGCCGCCCAGGGGAUCCUCCAGGCAAUGAGGGAAUGGUAGACCAGCCAGAGCCAUGAUGUGGCUGCGGAGGAGUGAGCAACGAGAGCGUAGGUGUCGGUUACGCAUCGGCAAGCACCAUGGUGUCCAGAAGGUGGCAGCAAUUGACCACACAUCAGCAAGAGUCUCGACCCACGGCUCUCGGCUUAGCCGUUGUGGUCGGGUCAGCAAGUGGAGGAGAAGAAGUGGAAGUCUUUUGAAAGAGACCUGUAAAGAGAACGUAUUGCCAUAUCAUAGCCUGAAAAGGGGGAUCUCCCGGUCCAGAAAACUCCUGCUUGAGGACAAAAUGUGCUCAAAAAUUUCUGAUGAUGAAAUACAGGAAAGUGAAGAAACAAAAGAGAACUGGCAAGGUCGCGGUUUCAGCAGUGGGGGUGGACUCUAUCAGGGAACCAAUAACCAAAAUCUUUCUCUCACUCUUGUGCCAGAAUUUUCCCAUCUCUUGCACCAGAAACGGGAGGAGAGAGAUGAUGAUGUGGACCUAGAAGCACUAGAAUGUGGGUACGAUGACACUGACCCAGAUGUUGGGCUGGACCAGUUAAAGCCCACCGAUGACGAGUGCUACGUCUUCUAUCCAGAUGAGGAGGAUGCUACCCGGGAAAUACCAUCCCACAUUGACGCCCAGAGCAAUAUGGUGACCCAGUGUUCUACAGUGGAUGAGGAGUGGGAAACGUUUGACCCAUACUUAUUUAUCAAACACUUGCCCCCCCUCACUUCUGAAAUGAGAGCUCGCUGCCCUGCCUUGCCUCUCAAGACAAGAAGUAGUCCUGAGUUCUCUCUAGUGCUAGAUCUUGAUGAAACAUUGGUCCAUUGCAGUCUUCAAGAAUUAGAGGAUGCUUCAUUCUCAUUUCCAGUCCUAUUCCAAGAAUGCAGCUAUACUGUGUUUGUGCGCACACGGCCUUAUUUCAGAGAGUUUCUUGAACGAGUUUCAGCUCUCUUUGAGGUCAUAUUGUUUACAGCUUCAAAACGAGUGUAUGCUGAUAAACUAUUAAACCUUCUGGACCCAUCUCGAAGAUGGAUCAAGUAUCGGCUGUUCCGAGAACAUUGUGUGUGUGUUAACGGAAACUAUAUCAAAGAUCUGUCAAUCCUGGGGCGAGACCUAUCCAAGACAAUCAUUGUGGACAAUUCUCCACAAGCUUUUGGAUAUCAGUUGGAGAAUGGCAUUCCAAUUGUCAGUUGGUUUGUGGACCAGAGUGACUCCGAACUCAUGAAACUGUUGCCUUUUUUAGAGGACUUGGUUUAUAUGAAUGAAGAUGUCAGACCACACAUCCGGGACAAGUUUCGACUCUUCAGCUUCUUGCCUCCUGACUAAACUAACCAACGAAUGCAGCUUUAGAUCCUUAGGCCUUCUUUAUAUCGUAGUUGAGCUGAGCAGGACUUCUAUUACUCUUUUGAAAUACUUAUAUACAAGGUCAUUUUCAGAUCGGUUUUCUCAUAUAAUUUGUCAAGGGCAAGGCCCUAGAGGAGAGGUCCAGGAUUAUGCGAUGAGCCAAGGCUACCCUUUAAGAUGCUUUAGUUUAUGCCAAGUCAAAAAGGUGAGCACUACCAACUGUAAAUAGUCUGUGCCUUUGUCUCCUCGCCUUGGUCUUGGGCCAUAAAACUAGUACUCUCUAUCAUAGUGUAUUGAUAUAUAAUUAUAUCAAAUUUAAUUUGUACAAGUAAAUUUUCACAUUUAUAUUUUAAAAUGUAUGAAACUUUAACCAAAGUUUACAUUCUAACAUUGUGCUGAAGUAGAUUUGUUUUUUUUUUAGGUGUGUUUACUAUUAUUUUAUUGUUUGUUAAUGUAUUAAUUACAAAGCAGUAAUCAAAUAAGUAUUUUUAAUUUUACGCUUAAGUUCCAUUCAAACUCUUAUUUAUACUUUUUAAUUUUUUAACUUUAAAAUGAUCAAAUAAUAUUAAUUUCAUAAUGUUUUGUCAGGUUUAAACAUUGUGUAAUUUAGAAUUUUAUUGCUUUGGAUUGAUACAGUUUACUGUUCAUUAACACAGCUUUUUAGUAGAAAUUUGAAUGUCAGCAGUAGCAACAAUGUCCAGGAAAGAUGAGGGCCCUGGCUAAGUCGUAUUGCCCGGGAUCUGUGAAAGUUGUCUUCAUCCUAAUUCAGGGUUCACACAGACCUAGAGUCAGGGAAAGUCAGUGAACACUUUUAUAAGAUCCCAAAAGUCAGGGAAAUGAAGUAGAAAAAUACAAAUUAAUGACAAUUUUAAAAUAUUUUGAUUGUUUACUUAUUUAAAGAUUGCCAUUGUAAAAAUCAUAACUUGUUUAGUGCAAAUGUUUAGGGAUUUACUAAAGUAUGAGAAAAAGUUCUGUUUAUCAAAAUAUUAUUCUACCUACUACAUAUAUCCCUGAGCAAGAAGAUUAUCACUUUUGUGCUGCAUUAAAAAUUCAGGUAUAUAAUGUAUGAUUUUUUCAUAAAUAGUUCUAUAUGGAGGUCAAAUAGAGCACCAGUUUUGGUAUAGCAGGGAAAUUUCUUUAGUUAUGUAGUCAUAACAAAUCUGGAAAUUACAUUUAACAAUACUGUUUGAACCCUGUAAUUUUGUAUUAACCUUUUCACCGCGUUAAUCGACAAUAGUCGACUCACCAUUUUUUCUGUUCGCCGCGUAAAUCAACUUCAGUCCACAACAGCAGAAAAACUUCUCCAUUGGCUGUGUAAUUAGACUAUAGUCCCAAGUGAGUAAACGCCAUAUUCACUGCCUUCUGUAAAGUGCUGCAGCUGCGCGGCAAAUAUUUGAACUAGACUAGUCACAUUACGGUGUUGGCAGUUGUUCAGGAUCACGUCUGCUGCUUUUGCUGUGUUUACUAACGUUCAACAUUGGUUUUGUUUGGUUAUUUGUUAUGAGUUAUUGUCUUCAUAUUGUUUAGUUUUUA